AUGGCUGAAGUUGACCGUCCAAAAACGCGCGCCAAGACCAGCAAAGGCGCUGAAGAGCGGCCAAAAACCAAGACGGAGAGGCCAAAGACCAACGCGGCCGAAAACGGCGAUCGGCCCAAGACGAAAGCGGCCGAAAAUCGGCCCAAAGCUAAUGGCAAGGAGAAUAAAAAUCCCGGUUUAUUGGAGGUGUCGCCAGCUCAGUACAGACCCGGCUCUUCGAAUAAGGUAAGUAGAAUUUCCCGUCCUCCCAAGACUGUCGGGAAAAUAAUGAGCACUCUGUCGCUUUGCCGAUGGUGUCGCUGAAGUGAAAAGAGGUUUGAUUUUCUCCGCGACAAAACUCGUUUUCUCGGCGGCGAGGCGAUUUUCGAUGCGAUAGGGUGCUCAUUAUUUUCCCGACAGACUGACAAAUUCAGUCAGCCCUCUGGACAACGAAUCGUUUUUCGCCUAAAAUCUAGUCUAUGGGUCGAAAAAAUGAUUCGCUGUUGGAGGAGGUGGAUUUGUCGUCGCCGCCGAGAAAAUGAAUUGUGUCACCGCAAAAUCAAAUUUCUUUUCGCUUCAGCGACGCGAUCGGCGGAGCGACAUUGUGCUCAUUAUUUUUCAGACAGACUGAUAAAAGCUUCACUAUCAUCUUUUCACACAUAGUGGUGGACCUGAUCCAGUGGCAAAAAACGUAUCAUUUUACAUCCGGGAAGUAUCAAAAAAUGCAGCAAAAUGCCUCCCAUUCAAACUAAAAAACUCCGUUUUGAACCCUUUCCCUCACAAAAAGAGCGAGCGCGCUUUUGAAAUCGGAGUUUUUCGCUUGGAGCGGGAGGCAUUUUGCUACAUUUCUUGAUACUUCCCGGAUGCAGAAUGGCACGUUUUUUGCCACUGGAUCAGGUCCGCCACUGUAUGUACCUCCUGUAAACAUUAUUAGGUUGUCCAACAAAUAAUGACCCUCUUUUCCCUCAGGUCCAUCCAUCCGACCUUGCUCCUCCGCCUCCGUCCGCCGCCCCCUCGCCCGUCCAGGACUGGCUCCACUCGGCGGAGGAUCCGGACGCGGAGACGGCCGUCAAAGUGAAGGCGUCGGAUCUUCCCCUCAACACUGUCGCCGAGAACCCGCCUCCCGAAGACGUGGAUAUCAUCUUCUUGGACGAGGUCCCGGCCCAUUUGGAAUGCCAAGUGUGUGGGCAGAUUCUGCGAAUUCCGAAGCGAUUGAAAUGCGAUCAUCUGUUUUGUAGUGCAUGUCUGGUUGGGGUGGAGAAGUGCCCGACUUGUGGGAAGCCGUGUGAUCCGAAGAAUGUGAGUGUUGAGGUCGCAACUAAUUGUUGGCAAUAGGUCUCUGUUUACCCUAAAAAUACAGUAAUUCUUUACGAAGCCCGGUUCCGGAGUAAUUGAGCCCCGCCAAAAUCGAUUGAUACGAAGCGUAGGGUAGGAUGGGACCCAAAACAGGGUCUUAGGAGGUGUCUACAAGCCCUAGUAAGAGCCACUGGAUGCUCGGCAAAGACUUGGCAAAGACUGCAAUAUGACCACUUUUUCUAAUUUUAGAUCUUGCUAACCUGUUUUUUUUUCUCGACUCUGAACUUACAGUAACACAGAAAAAAACCUAAAUUUGGAAUUCGAGGUCGAUAGAGUAGACGAAACCCGGAGAGCGGUCAGGGAAAAGAGCAGUUUUUGGCCAUAUUUCUGUCAGCUACAUACGGAAAAAAUUGAUUUUUUGUGGAAACAUUGCUCUUUGCAAUAGAAAUAGAGAUGAAACCUUUCGUGCCGAAAUUCUGCAAAAAGUGUCAAGAUUUUGCCGCCCUUCAAUCUAAAAAUCUCGGUCGUUUCCGCACUUUGAGCUCUCGCUUUUCUUACCUAAAACUGCCCUUGGGCUUUCUGAAGUCGCUUGUUAUGGGCUGCUCUUUAGCUGCAGCUACCAAUUCUGUCCUAUGCUUCAACAAGCUCUAUUUUUCCAUAUGACCCAAAUUGCAAUUUUCAGCUGCCCGAAGACAAAGCCACCACCAAGGAGAUCCAACAGCUCGGCGUCAAGUGCAGCUACGCCGACAACGGCUGCGAUUGGACGGGCAUUCUGAAGGAAUUGAAGUCGCACGUAAUUUCCUGCGAGUUCGCCGACAUCCCCUGUCCGCGCGGUUGCGGCAAAGUGUACGCAAAGCGCGACGAAGAGGCGCAUUUGGCCAAGUGCACCAAGAAGAUGGUGAUCUGCGAGUUCUGCGGCAAAGAGAUCAGUGCGAAAGGGAUGAAACUGCAUUUGAAGAUGUGCCCGCUGAUGAUUAUCGAUUGCCCCAACCGAUGUGGAUUGAAGGAGAAGACCAGAGAGGAGGUAGGAGUGCUACAUAUUAUACAUGAUAUCACUCUGUCGGAAAAAUAAUGAGUACUCUGUCGAUCACAUCGCCGCCGAGAAAAUGAAUUGUGUCGCGGAGAAAAUCAAAUUGCUUUUCACUUCAGCGAGACGAUCGGCGCAGCGACAGAGUGCUCAUUAUUUUCCCGACAGCUUGGCAUUGGUCACGCCAUAAAGUCCGUAGAAUUCUGCAUAGUGAGUUUGCAUGUUUUUUCGCAUGCGAAUUCACGUUUUUUGCUUUAGCGACAGGCACUUUUCUGCGAGCGCAACCAGCGACGUCGCCGAAAAAAUUUUAUGGACUUUCUGGCGUUUUUUCGGCUCAGAAUGGGCCGGUAAAUUGAGCUUCCCAGCAAAACUAAUACCUUGGUCAUCCCUUACCACUUUUUUUCCUUAAAAAGAGUCCCCUUCUCUGAUUUUUAUAACUUUUUAUCAGUCUGUCGGGAAAAUAGUGGCCAUAGUCGCAUAAAAUGUGUGCCCGACAGACUGAUAAUUUUUUUGGGCAUUACUUAUUGUUAGCUAGCUAAUAGCAAAUGGAACAAUAGAUAUUGCAGUAGAACAUAUAGGAUAAAAAUUACAUUACGACUUCCAGAUCAACGCUCAUCUUCCCGAUUGCCCCAAGAAGGGCUCCGUCUGUCCCUUCGGUGAAUUCGGCUGCAACUACGCCGGAGGGCGGGAGAACCUUCAAAAACACAUCAAGGACGACCUGGUAAAUCAUCUCGGGUUCCUCUGCGAAGGUGCCACCGAGUUGCAAGCGCUCCUGACCCAUGUGCAUCUUAAUAUGGACAGGACCAACCGAAAUGUCACCGUUCUGCAGAGCCGGGUAAGAUUUCUUGACAAAAUCUUGCCUUGGUAGUUGAAAACUACAUGUAUAUACAUGGGUGCAAUAUCCUGUUUUUGCAGGUGGACGCCCUCGAAAAGUUGUACGGUUCUCAAUACAUCUGGCGGAUCGACGAUUACAACAAGCGCUUCAAAGAGGCCAAAACCAAUUCGCGGCCGGUGAUUUACUCCCCACCGUUUUUGUCGGGCCGUCAUGGCUACAAAUUGGUGAUGAGCGCGGCGUUGAAUGGCGAUGGCGCAGGUAUGUAAUUCGUGGGGGGUUUUUUUUGUUGGAUUUUUCGAUGUCUGAGAUGGCCAUUAGUGCCUAGAAUUACAUUACCGAACUAGCCAUAUAUACAUAUAGUUGGGGUCUUCUAAAUCUUGUGUGUCCAGAAAAUAUGUCACGAUGACAUCCAUAUAAAGUGCGUCGGUGGUAUAAACAACGGCCGUACAUGGCUAGGAGCUCUCCAGAGGGCCCACAAAAAAAUUGGGUCCAAACCUUUGCAAGGUGCAAUUUGGAUGACGGAUUUUUUGAAAUUUUUCUGCGAUAGUCUUUGCAAUGCCCAAAAUUUCUUAACCUGCUCUAGAGAGUAUUCCAAACCAUGGUAUGAUAGUCUGUCGGGAAAAUAAUGAGCACAAUGUCGCUCGCGUCGCUGAAGUGAAAAGCAAUUUGAUGUUGCCGCGACACAAUUCAUUUUCUCGGCGGCGAUACGAUUUUCGAUGCGACAGAGUGCUCAUUAUUUUCCCGACAGACUGAUAUUACUUAUGAAACAAGAAUAUUUUUUUGCAGCCAGCGGCAAAUUCCUCAGCGUCUACCUGUCGAUUAUGCGCGGAGAGCACGACGCUCUGUUGCCAUGGCCUUUCGUCCACAAAGUCACGUUCACCUUGAUGGAUCAGAAUCCCGAUGUGAACGAGCGAGAGCACAUGGUCUACGUGAUCAAGCCGUCGCCCAACGGCGAAGACGACAACUAUUUGCACCGGCCUUCGGCGGAGCGCAACUCCGCGUUCGGCGCGCAAAAGUUUUGCGCGUUGGAUGUGAUGGGGAAAUACGUUCGAGAGGAUGUUCUGUUCAUACGGUGUUACAUUGACACCGAAAAUAUGAUUGUUUUGUGA
This is a messenger RNA of Bursaphelenchus xylophilus (pine wood nematode), 4246 nucleotides long. The record is from the annotation of a GenBank genome assembly. NCBI's taxonomy places the organism in Eukaryota, Metazoa, Nematoda, Chromadorea, Rhabditida, Aphelenchoididae.